GAGAGAGAGAAGAUAGUUGCAAAACCGUUCUUUGUUUCCUUCUUUGCUACAACCGUUACAUCAAUCUUCAUUUACUUUUGGUCCUCCAGUUAGGGUUUGCUUCACCAUUUUAAUUCGGCCUAAUUCGUCAGAUCCUCGAUUAGAUUUGGGGCUUUUUGGAGAUAUUUCUGAGUGGUUCGACUGCUGUAAAAUCAGAUCUCGUUGAUUAACAAAAAUGGCGAUUGGGAAGAAAUGUGGUUCGAAUGUGACUAGGGCAGACGAAGGGUACGGAAUGGGGCUUGUGCGAAGUACUUCGUUCGGGAGGAAAAGAGUUUCUCUGUCAAAUCUAAGUAUUGAUUACGAGAACGAUGACAAUUGUAUGGCCGCCACCACACCUUCCCCUUCGAAGAGAAGAUGCUUUGAAGAUUCGUUUUUCUGUGCAGAAAAAGCUUCACUUGAGGACUUGCCUCAGGAAAUCCUGAUUCGGAUACUUUGUGGUGUGGAGCAUGAUGAUUUGAAAACUCUGUUUUUCGUAUCCAAGGCGAUAAGAGAAGCUACUUUGGUGGCAAAGCAAUCUCAUUUUGCUUUCAAUACACCGAGUAAGACGGUUGGUUUCCAGAGUGUCGACCAUUUUUGUGAAUUCGAUGAAAUCGAAGCGCCAAAUGCUCCGAAACAAUCGAGGGUUCUACGGUCAAGAUUGACUGCCAAGAAAUUGUCCGACAUUUCAGUUGCCCUGUUUGCUUCUUCUGGCGACGAGGAGAGCUGCUGGCCUAGGAGGGAUUUAUUCCUCGAUAUGGAGGAAUGAGCAAGAAUUUUGUAUAGCAUUGUUGUUGUUGUUGUUGUUGUGAAAAAUCGUUGGGUAUUUUUGUUGUACAUGUUGAGACAAUAGCGCCACAUGCCAGUUUUUUCUUCAACACUCUUCAUUGAAGACGAGUUGGCUUGUUCUGUAUCUUUGUUUGUACAUGUAGGGAGGAAGUAGGGGAGUGGUUGGUUAUAGAAAGGAUUCGAAUUUGGGCUGUCAUUCAUUCAGUUCGUUGUGAAUCCAAAGCGAUUGUGUAUGUAUACGAUAUAUGUUUCUGAGUUCUUGAUUAAAUUCAAUAAAAUGUUUUUCCUCGUGUA
This is a messenger RNA of Erythranthe guttata (spotted monkey flower), 1098 nucleotides long. RefSeq names its product F-box protein At1g61340-like. NCBI's taxonomy places the organism in Eukaryota, Viridiplantae, Streptophyta, Magnoliopsida, Lamiales, Phrymaceae. The record is from RefSeq and is a predicted model, not a curated record. Gene Ontology annotation, molecular function: protein binding.